Aedes albopictus (Asian tiger mosquito) is the source of this 1866-nucleotide messenger RNA. Its product is annotated as cytochrome P450 12b1, mitochondrial. The transcript is spliced from 7 exons. The record is from RefSeq and is a predicted model, not a curated record. NCBI's taxonomy places the organism in Eukaryota, Metazoa, Arthropoda, Insecta, Diptera, Culicidae. Gene Ontology annotation, molecular function: monooxygenase activity; heme binding; iron ion binding. The coding region runs from base 204 to 1739 and encodes 511 amino acids.
UCAAGGGCGAAGCGAAUAUUUACCACGACGGCCGUUUUUUACGCGCCUACGAUGGGUGAUAGUGCGCUUCGAGUCGGUUAGGAACUGUUAGUAGUCAGACGACUUCCGUGCCUUACAGCAGAGUAUUCUAACACGAGGUUUGUUUUUUGUUUGUUGUGAAGCGGUGUGGUGAAAGUGAAAGUUGUACGUCGUGAAGAUCGAUUAUGGCCGGUAUCCGAGCAGCUAGAUUAGGAUGCUGCGGCCUAGGACCGCGUAGGACACUGGCGUCGCGGGUGGUCCAUCACGAAACAGAAUGGGACAAAGCUCUCCCGUACAGCAAGAUCCCAGCACCGAGUGUGUUUAAGAUGCUGAAGAAUUUUGGACCAGGAGGUAGUCAGCACGACGCCGGCCUGCCGGAAGUGUACCGCUUCUUCCGGGACAGCUACGGUGAUCUGGUUCGUAUGCCGGGUUUGUUCGGCAAACGGGACAUGCUGUUGAGCUUUCAUCCGGAUGACUACGAAACGUUGUUCCGAAACGAGGGCCAAUGGCCACUGCGCCGUGGACUGGACACAUUCGGGUACUAUCGGAUGCACGUGCGUCCGGAUGUGUUCAAGGGAAAAGGUGGAUUGGUGGCUGAUCAAGGAGAAAACUGGCAAAAGUUCCGUACCGCGGUCAAUCCAGUUAUGCUGCAACCGAAAACGAUAAAGCUGUAUGUUAACAAGCUUGAUCGAGUCGCUCGGCAGAUGACCAACAUAAUGCUUCGCAUUCGGGACAACAAAAACGAGCUACCGGCGAACUUCAAACAGUGGAUAAAUCGUUGGGCGCUCGAAUCCAUGGGAGUUCUGGCAUUGGAUACCCGAUUCGGUUUACUCCACACUGAACAGUCCGUAGAAGCUCAAACGAUCGUCACUAAUCUGCAGGAGUUUUUCGAACUGACCUAUCAACUGGACGUUCUGCCUUCGGUCUGGAGAUACUACAAAACGGCAUCGUUCAAGCGGCUUAUUGCAGUGAUGGACCGAAUAACCGAAAUCGUGAGGGAAAAAAUUGAGGAGGCAGUAGCCAGAUUGGAAAGCAAUCCAUCGGCUCCCAGUGAAACACAGAGCGUGCUGGAGAAACUGCUGAAGGUUGAUCGAGAUAUUGCGUUCAUUAUGGCUUGUGAUAUGCUAAUGGCUGGAGUAGAUACGACAGGUGCUGGCAUCACAGGAGUCCUGUACUGUCUUGCCACCAAUCCGGGCAAACAGGCAAAACUGCGCGAAGAGAUCCGAACCAUUCUACCGAACAAGGACUCUGCGUUGACGCCGGAAAACAUGAGCAACCUUCCGUAUCUUCGGGCAUGCAUCAAGGAGUGCAUUCGUUUGUGCCCUCCGGUAUCGGCAAAUGUACGUGCCACAGGAAAAGACAUGGUUCUACGAGGCUACCAGGUUCCUAAAGGGACUGACGUGGCGAUGAGUUCCAUGAUCCUGCAGAACGACGAACGAUUCAUAACACGGGCCAAAGAGUUCCUCCCGGAACGGUGGCUCAAACUGGAUGACUACCCGAGCGUCCAGGAUGCCCAUCCAUUCCUAAUUCUGCCGUUCGGGUUCGGAGUGCGUACCUGCAUCGGACGGAGGCUGGCCAUGUUGGAGAUGGAGAUUCUCACCGCUCGGAUUACGCGCCUGUUUGAGUACCGGUGGCACUACGGAGAGCUGAAGAUUCGCGGCAAUUUGGUCAACAUGCCCAUCAAUGACCUUAUGUUUCAAAUGAAGGAGGUGGCCGAUUAGUUGAGAUGCUAGUCAUGCUACGUUCUGGUUGAAGUUUUAAGCAGUGGUACCUGUCAAGAAUGUGUUAUAUUAUUUUAUGUUUCUACAGAAACUAUUUUUAAGAAUAUAAGUUUAUGAGAAAAAAAUA